Molecule: messenger RNA, 5646 nt
Organism: Pelagomonas calceolata
Lineage: Eukaryota; Pelagophyceae; Pelagomonadales; Pelagomonadaceae
Source: the annotation of a GenBank genome assembly
ACAAUGGGCGGCGGUGUCUCAUCUCUGCCGGCAGAGGUCUCCCUUGCCGAGGCGAAGGAGCUGGCGGGCGCCAGGUGGCAGCCCGCGUGGGAGGAGAAGUUCGCGGAAGCCAAGAUCUCCAGGGACGAGGCGGUGAAGUGCUGGAAGGAGUCCAAGGCCGCGAUCUCCGAGGCGCUCUACGAAAAGCUGCACGGUGCCGAGCGCUCCAGUGUUGUGGAGGCGCUGGAUUUCUCGGCAAUUUUGAACGAGAAGCGCGGGCAGCACCUGCCCGGCACGCGCGAGUGGGUCUUUGAGGCGGUCAUGCGCUGGCGAACGGAUCUGGAAGCUGCGAAACUCUUCUGGCUCGUCGGUGGCGGCGGCACGGGCAAGAGCGUCGCCGCGGCGGAGCUGCUCGCGCGACUGCUCGACAAACAAAACGCGGCCGCGUGGCACUUCUGCAAGCACACGGAGCCGGCGCGAUCAGCCCCAGCGGUGCUGUUGCGGUCGCUGGCGGGCAUGCUCUGCGCGACGGUGGGGGGCUUCGAAGACGCGCUGAAGGAGAGCGCGGGCGUCGAGACGGAAAAUGUCGACGAGCUCUUCGAGGCUUUAGUAGCAAAGCCGUUGCGAAGCGUCGAGGCGCCGCGCGGCGCGGACGACGCCCUCGUAUUAGUCAUAGAUGCGCUCGACGAGCUGCCGCGGGACGCGCUCAAGCCCGUGCUGUCGCUGCUCGCGAACGAGCUCAAGACGCUGCCGCCGUGGAUCAAGAUCGUCGCGACGAGUCGAGACGAGGCGCAAAUUAAAGCUGCCCUGUCAGGCUACACGCCGUCGGAGCUCCGCGUCGACGAGGCGCGGAACCGGCAAGACGUGAGGGCGUACCUGACGGUGCUCGCGAAGGAGCACGUCGAGCUCGAGGUGACGAUGGACUCGCUGCGGCACGAGGUCGAGGCGAAGUUCCCGGAGCUCGCCGGUCGCCUUGGAGGUUUCGCGGCUCUCGAAGAUCCGCUCCGUCGAGCCAAGGCCACGUACGCGGAAGCCAUGCGAGGCGUGAGCGGACUCGACAAGUUAGAGGCCUACGAGGAGCGACGAGAUCCGAACCUCAAGCAGGACGAGGGCGAUUUCGAGACACUCUACGCCCAAGCCGCAGUAGCUCAGAAGGUUUUGGUUGAAUCUCUGAAGAAACUGCGCGAUGACGUAAAAGACCCGGGCGUAAAGGGUCGGCCGCGGUCGUUGCAAAAGCUUGCCAACGACUACGGCGGCGACGCUCGAUAUCUAAAGGAUUUGUCACGAGCUACCAUUCUGUGUGAGACCUCCGACGAACUGCUCGACGUCCUGAAUCGGCUCACAAGCGUCGGCCUGGAGAUCGCACAAGUGAAGAAUAAAUUCGCGAGCCCGACGCCCAUGGGCUACCGCGACUUUAAUCUCAACGUCCGCGUCCCCCUAGACGACGGGAGCACACACAUUGCCGAGUUCCAGGUAAAUUUGAAUUGCGUCCUCGCCGCCAAGAAGAUCGCUCACAAGCAGUACGAAGUCAUCCGCGCGGCACUGCCAGCCAUGUGCAUGGACACAAGCGUCGAAGCAGAGGCGCUCGAGGCGUUCAUUUCAGAGCGCCUCAACUCGUCGGCGCUCGAUGCCGCCGUGGGUGCACUCGAGCGGAAAGCUGACGGACUCAUGCUCUACGCGCGCCUGAUCGCGGACCAGCUCGAGGCAACGAGCGGCAAGAUCGACUUUGCGAGCGUCGGCGCGCUGCCGGCGGGCCUCGACGAGAUCUACGCCGAGAACUUUCGACGCGUAUUCGUUGACGAUGCCUCGUGGGGCGAUGCGCUGCCGCUCGUCGAAUUAAUCUGCGCUGCUGCGGAGCCGUUGACGAUUGACGCUGCGAGUGGGGCGCUCGGCUGGGAUCGAGCGCGGUGCAAGAAGGUCUGCGACGGCGUGUCGCUGCUAUUUCCACUGCGCGAGGGCGAAGUUAUUGGUGUGUUGCACAAGACGGUGACGGACUGGCUGAUGGGCGAGGCGCCGUUUGACAAGCGCUCUUCUGAGGAUGAUUUCUUCGUCGCACGGGAAGCGGCGCACCGGCGGCUGGCGCGGGCAUGUUCUCGGACGAUUCGUGCUGGAGUUCUGGAUACGGAGUCGCACUCGAGCGACGCGGCCGCGGACGCAGCGCUGGCUUCAUUCGUCGAGGGCGAGGGUGGUCCGGCGUCGGAUGCUUAUGCGUUGCGCUGGUGUUUGUUUCACAUGAAACGAUCUUGUUCUGAGGGCGAGGCUGUUGCCGUCGCGUGUAGCCUGUCGUACGUGCGGAAGCGGAGCGACUGCGACAUUGUUUCCUUUGUGGCGGACUUGCGUGCUCUGAAGGGUCAGGACACACUUUUGUUGUCCGAUGCAUUGGUGUUGUCGCGCAACCUGCUAUCACGGGGACUGCCUCUCGUAGAGCAGUUGUGGCAGCGGCUUGUGCCGCGCGCAAAUGCGGAGUCGUCUCCUGCGGCGCGCCGCCUGGCCGACGAUUCGAGGCAAGUCGCGAGCAAGCUACAGCUCUCCGCCGUGCGACCGAUGGGUCUGACGGCGGCGGGUGGGGCAGAGCGGUGUCGGUUUGAGGUCAAGGUGAAUUGCUUGGCGACGUUCGUGGAUCCGGCGACGGGCGAGCCGCGGGUUGCUUGUGAUGUUAGUGAGGGAGUGAAUAUCUACGAUCCGGUCGCGGGUGGCGCGGCGCUGGUCGUGCUUGAUGUGUGUGGGGCUUUUGCGGUGGCAGUCUUCAGAGACCCGGCGACGGGCGAGCCUCGUUUGGCUUGUGGUUGUAGCGGGGGGAUAGACAUCUAUGACCCGGUUGCGGGCGGCGAGGCGCUGCUUGUGAUCGAUGGACGUGGUCAGCUGGCGGUCUUCAAAGAUCCGGCGACGGGUGAGCCGCGGCUUGCUUGUGGAGUGACUAUUAAAGACUCAGACUCAGACUCAGACUCAGACUCAGACUCAGGCUCAGACCCAGGACCUACUGGAAAGGUGUGCGUCUUCGACCCGGCCACGGGCGGUGCGGCGCUGCUUGUGCUCGAAGUCGGCUCUAAAGUGAAAGCACUGGCGGUCUUUACGGACCCGGCGACGGGCGCGCCGCGGCUCGCGUGCGCGUCGGGAGAGAAGGUGCUUGUCUUCGACCCGGUCGCCGGCGGUGACGCGCUGCUCGUACUAGACAUUGGUUCUAACGUGCAUGCACUGGCGCUCAUCAAGGAACCAGCGACGGGCGCGCCGAGGCUCGCGUGCAGCUCUUGGGAUGGGAAGGUGCGCGUCUUCGACGCGGUUUGUGGCGGCGACGCGCUGCUCGUGCUCGACAUUGGAUCUGAGGUGGCUGCACUGGUCGCAUUUGAGGACCUUGCAACGGGUGCACCACGGCUCGCGAGCGGGUCUUACGACAACAAGGUGCGCGUCUUCGACCCGGUCGCGGGCGGUGAGGCGCUGGUCGUGCUCGAGGGGCAUGCAGACUGGGUAAGGGCUUUGACAGCCUUCACGGACCCGGCGACGGGCGAGCCGCGGCUUGUGAGCGGAUCGUAUGACAGCACCGUGCGAGUCUGGAACCCAGCGGCGGGCGGCGCGGCGAUUGAGGCGGGGGCCGAGGGGCACUCUGAGAAUGUGAAAGCCCUGGUGACCUUUACAGAUCCGGCGACGGGUGCGUUGCGGGUUGCGACCGGGUCCAGUGAUGGGAUUCGCGUGUGGGACGCGGACACUGGUGGUGCGCUGCUCGUGAUAGACGUCGGCUCGAAGGUGUUGGCGCUGGUGUCCUUUGUGGACCCGGCGACGGGCGCGCCGCGGCUCGCUUGUGGAACAGGCUUUCGGAGAAACGGUGACGUGCGUGUCUUCGACCCGGUUGCGGGAGGCGAGGCGCUGCUUGUACUCGACGUUGGCUUGGAGACGUAUGCGCUGGCGUUCUUCGUGGACCCGGCGACGGGCGCGCCGCGGCUUGCAUGUGGCACGAGCAAAUACGUCUCCGCAAGAUGCGACUAUGUUGGCGACGUGCGCGUCUUCAACCCGCUCGCUGGUGGGAAAGCGCUAGUCGUGAUCGACGUUGGCUCGGAGGUGCACGCGCUGACGGUCUUCACGGACCCGGCGACUGGUGAAUUGCGAAUAGCUUGUGGCUGUAAAGACGGGAAGGUGCGCGUUUUCGACCCGGUCGUGGGCGGCAAGGCAUUGGUCGUGCUCGAGGGGCAUAUGGACACCGUGAAUGCGUUGAUUGUUUUCAAAGACCCGGCGACGGGCGCGCUUCGCCUCGCGAGCGGAUCGAACGACUGUUCUGUGCGCGUCUGGGACUUGGCCGCGGGCGGCGCGGCGCUGUUCGUGUUUUGGGGUCACACGGACGAUGUGAACGUGCUGACGGCCUUCGCGGACCCGGCGACGGGCGAGAUGCGGCUCGCGAGCGGGUCGGAGGACAAGACUGUGCGGGUGUGGGACGCGAGCAAGGGCGGUGCGGCGCUGCGGGUGGUUGCUCUUGAUGGUUUCGUGAUGGACUUGGCGGUCAGGAGCGGCAUGAGCGGGCUCUUCGUGGCUUUCGGGAACCGGUGGGGGGAGUUGCGCAUCGAGAGCGGCACGACUCCACUCACCCUAGCAUGCUAUCAGGGAGAUGUCGACGCAAUGUGCGUUCUCCUUCAGCAGGGUGCUGGCGUCGACCAGGAAGAUGAUGACGGCUAUACGCCACUGUUCGUCGCGAGUUCGAAAGGGCACGUAGACGCCGCGCGCUUGCUACUUGAUACUGGUGCCGCGGUCGACAAGAGGCUUGAGGGCGAUUGGUCGCCGUUUGGAAUUGCGUGUGCCCUUGGACACGUCGACGUGGCGCGGCUGUUGCUGGAAAAAGGCGUGGACGUUAAUCAGGCUACGGAGAACGGUCAGACGCCGCUGUACGCCGCCUGCCAGAACGGUCGCGUCGACGUGGCGCGGCUGCUGCUGGAAAAAGGCGUGGACGUUAAUCAGGCUACGGAGAACGGUCAGACGCCGCUGUACGCCGCCUGCCAGAACGGUCGCGUCGACGCGGCGCGGCUGUUGGUGGAUAAAUGCGCGGAGAUCGAUCGGGCGGACAGGGACGGUAUGACGCCGCUGUACGUCGCCUGCCGGCACGGCCAAGUCGACGCGGCGCGGCUGUUGUUAGAUAACGGCGCGGCGGUCGACCGGGUGACGGAGGACGGGGCGACGCCGCUGUACGCCGCCUGCGAGAACGGCCGCGCCGAUGCGGCGCUGCUGUUGUUAGAUAAAGGCGCGGAGGUCGACCGGGCGGACGAGGACGGUGCGACGCCGCUGUACGUCGCCUGUAAGAACAGCCACGUCGACGCGGCGCGGCUGCUGCUGGACAACGGCGCGGAGGUCGACCGGGCGGACAAGGACGGCGCGACGCCGCUGUACAUCGCCUGUAAGAACAGCCACGUCGACGCGGCGCGGCUGCUGCUGGACAACGGCGCGGAGGUCCACCGGGCGGACAAGGACGGCGCGACGCCGCUGUACAUCGCCUGCGAGGAGGGCCAAGUCGACGCGGCGCGGCUGUUGUUAGAUAAAGGCGCCGACGUGCACAAGGCCUCGAACGACGAUCGAACGCCACUUCACGCAGCCUCAUGCAGUGGCAACAUAGACGUCGUUCGGCUGUUGUUGGCGAAUGGCGCUGCUGCUGAUAUCGGCCGCGAGGACGAAGACGGCGACACGCCCUUG